CGCGGCCAUGGCCCAGGUGGGCGCCAUCGCGGCGCUCUCGCUGAGCUUCGUGGCCGCCGCCUUCCUCUCGGCCAUCCACAAGAUCGAGGAGGGCCACAUCGGCGUCUACUACCGUGGCGGGGCGCUGCUCACCUCCACCAGCGGCCCCGGCUUCCACCUCAUGCUGCCCUUCAUCACCUCCUACAAGUCGGUGCAGACCACCCUGCAGACCGACGAGGUGAAAAAUGUCCCCUGCGGCACCAGUGGGGGAGUGAUGAUUUAUUUUGACAGGAUUGAGGUGGUGAAUUUCCUCAUCCAAGGUGCAGUAUAUGACAUAGUGAAGAACUACACCGCCGACUACGACAAAGCUCUCAUCUUCAACAAGAUCCACCACGAGCUGAACCAGUUCUGCAGUGUCCACACGCUGCAGGAGGUCUACAUUGAGCUCUUCGAUCAGAUUGAUGAAAACCUUAAACUGGCCUUGCAGCAAGAUCUAACUACAAUGGCCCCUGGAUUAAUUAUACAGGCUGUCCGAGUUACAAAGCCAAACAUCCCUGAAGCGAUCCGGAGGAAUUACGAGCUCAUGGAGAGCGAGAAGACAAAGUUGCUGAUUGCAGCACAGAAACAGAAGGUGGUGGAGAAGGAAGCAGAGACAGAAAGGAAAAAGGCCCUCAUUGAGGCAGAAAAGAUUGCCCAAGUUGCUGAAAUCACUUACGGACAGAAAGUGAUGGAGAAGGAAACGGAGAAGCGCAUUUCAGAGAUUGAAGAUGCCGCAUUUCUUGCGAGAGAGAAGGCAAGAGCUGAUGCUGAAUGCUACACUGCUAUGAAAAUAGCUGAGGCUAACAAGCUGAAGUUAACUCCUGAGUAUUUGCAGCUGAUGAAAUACAAGGCUAUUGCAGCGAACAGCAAGAUCUAUUUUGGCAAAGAUAUUCCCAACAUGUUCAUGGACCAUGCAGGGAGCCAGACGAAGCUUGCGGAUGGACUCACGGAAGGAAUCCAAGACGAUGAUGGUGCAGGAACCAGUGAAGACACAAAACUGCAUCGUAACAUCAAAUGAUCUUGCAAGAUUUGUAGUUUUCUUAUAUGAAAAGAAGAGGAGAACUGGGAAGUUCCUUUCUCUUUCCCCUUUCCUGUACUGAGCAAGAUGAAUCAGACUUAAUCCCGUUAAUCUUUUCUGGGACGAUUAGAUGCAAGGACUUUGGUAUUUAUGGGGUGCUUUUUUUCUGGUGACAUCUAAGCAGUCAGCUCCAAAUAUGUCCUCGAGAAGCACCUCUCCUGCUGAUGGACAAAAAGACCAAUUAUUGUGGAGGGGCCAGAUGGAUGACAUCUCUGCACAAUGUGUUCUGCGGCCAACUCAGCUAGGUACUUUAUUUGGGAGGGAAUGGGUUUAUAGCAGCUGUGGAAGUAAAGAAGAUUUGGAGGGAGGGGGAGUUGCUGCUAUUUUUUUCUUUUUUGUUGGAAAUUCCCAGUACUUUAUUUCAAACCCAUUUUAAAAAAGGUGCUAGACUUUUGUACACUAAGCGUGUCUGCUUGAAGGCUCAGACACCGUCAGAAUGUCAGGUGGCUUAGAGGUAGUGCUCUGAACUAUUCAUUUGCUGCAUCUAACACUGGUUUGUUUUCCAUUCGUCGUAUUUGGAGAGCUUAAAGGGACGUCCUUGCUGGCAGUUCAUCCACUGAGCCAAGAGUCCAGGUAUGCCGAUGGAGGCAGUGUCCUGCCAGUGUUUCACUGGACUGAACUGCCCCCUCAAAUCAGACCUGUAUUUUCAGCAUAGAGCAUAAGGGAAGGGAUAUUUGCUGGUAGCAAAAUAAUAUACUGAAAAGUCACAGGGCAAAGGCACGCACUUACAUCUGCGCUAUUCAGAGAGAAAAUACCUUUUUUUCUUUGCUCAGGACAAUGCUGUACAGUGUACCUUUCACUACAGACCACUGAUUAAUUCUUAUAUCAGAUACAGAGGAAAAUAUAGAGGGUUUUUUUUGUUUUAUUUGGCAUGUAUGCAGAACUUUGAGGGGGUGGGGGGAAGCUCAGGGCUAGAGCAAACAUCUGUUUUUAUUUCCUGUCCCCCACACCAAUCCAUCAGUAACCUGGCAGGAGAGCCUGUUUAUUAACUCCUUUUAAUUUACAGUCCAUAUACUAAUAUGAAAAAAGAGUGCAAGUUCUAACUUAGUUGUCAUGGACCAGCCUAUUGCACUUAAAAUCUAGUGUUGCAGAGCUUGCCGCCUACUGUGCUUGGUUUCACUCUUCAGUGUUUUAAAUAUAUGCUUUUUUUUUUUUUUAAUAAGCACAGUAAGAGAGAAAUCCAAUACAUUUUUAGUGCUGGUUCCAGUAUCUUCACUAUUUCUUAUUAUUUUUACUUUUGGAGUGAUGACUAUACAUAUUUGAAAAAUCAAAGAUAGCACCAGUUACAGCUGGAAAAAGCCCAUCUACAGAUAUUCUUGUGUCUGCUGGAAAAACUGGGCCCCAUGGUGAAAAAUUUCAUCUCAGAAAUCUACAGGGGACCAGGUAGCAGUCAAGAAAUUGCAUCCAGAAAUGUGUGGGUAAUAUUACUCAGUUUUAUAAAUUUUCUGCAGAAGAUUAUGAAAAGGGAAUAGCAAAACUUUCGACCUCAGGUAAUCAUACCCAGCACUUUGGAGGUUAUCUGGGUUGCAUGGGGCUGUUCUGCUUUCAUAUUUGGGGUUCCAUUUAGUAACUAAGACAUUCUUUAGUUGAGUGUCUACUCAAAUGCAAAGACCCUAACAAACCAAAGUGUGUUUCAAAGGAUGCUCCUGUGGAACAUUACUGCAAAACAACAGUUUGAAUAGGUCUUAGUGAUUAUUUUUAAUGGAAAAUAUUGCCGUGAAAGUGCUCCUUUGUGGAGAAAUACAGGGGGGGGAAAAAAAAAAAAAAGAAUAACCAGACUUAUUAAUCUAAAAUGCAGAUUUUUUUAAACCACUCCAUGAACCUUUAUGAUUCCUCCUAAUUGAAAGCUAAUUACUGCAGUAGGAGCGAUAACACCAUAGACUUUUGCAGCUUAAGCAAUCUCUAAUAAGAAUUUAAAGA
Molecule: messenger RNA, 3016 nt
Organism: Nothoprocta perdicaria
Lineage: Eukaryota; Metazoa; Chordata; Aves; Tinamiformes; Tinamidae
Gene: ERLIN2
Product: ER lipid raft associated 2
Exons: 11
Coding region: 8-1036 (342 amino acids)
Biological process (GO): SREBP signaling pathway
Cellular component (GO): endoplasmic reticulum; endoplasmic reticulum membrane
Molecular function (GO): cholesterol binding; ubiquitin protein ligase binding
Source: RefSeq, a predicted model, not a curated record